AGCGGCAAGGGCUUUUGGAGAAUAUCUUUCACAAAACCAUCCUGAAGGCAGAAACGGCUCAGCCGUCAGCGAAAACACUGAGUGCAUAAGGACAAGAGGGCACCUGUGAGCUUCCCCAAGCCAAAUAGCAAUGGGUAGUGGUGGCAGGAGCAAAACAUGUUUGCUGAGGCUGCUGUGCCACAUGCAGAGACUGUACUGAAGCAACCGCUUGUCUUUGCACCCUGGGCUUCUGCCGCUUCAGAAGAGGGGGGAUGUGUGUGGAGGGCAGCAGCCAUGCAACAGAGGAGAUUCCUGACACUGCCAGGAACUGACAUGGGGCUUGAGAAACUCCAGCCUGACUGAGACUUUGCAGGUGCUUCAGUCCAAGCAAGUGACCCAUGAACUGUGUUUUUUAUGAAGCCAUUAAGUAAGGCUGCAGCUAUACAGUGCUUUAAGAGGGACCUUCAAUUUGCUGGUGUUCAGACUAUGGAGCUGCCAGUGGAGCCUGAUUCAGGAUCACCUGUUAGCAGACUCCUACAUCGGACAGGAGGACUCCCCUGAGAUGCAGCAGGCAGCACAGAACAAGCGCAGGCUCUCCGUCAUCUCAGACGGCAAGUUUGAGAGGAGCUUCUCUGAGGAGCAGGCAGAGAAGAUGCCAAGCGAGGGACCGAAGCCACGAGUCUACACGAUCUCCGGCGAGAGGCCGAUGCUGUCGGACCAUGAGAAUGAAAGUAUGGAACUGGUGGUGAUGAAGGGGGCUGCCCAAGAGGAAUGCCACCAUGGCCACCAAGUGCACAGUGCUGGCGGCUCUCAUGGUGUUAGCAGGCAUUGCAAGGGCUGGCCAGGCAGCCGGCAGGGCUCCAAGGAGUGCCCAAACUGCACCCGGCUGGCUGCCCCUUCCCAGCAUUCCUUUGACCUGGAGCAGCAGCAAUCCAGUGAGACUGGGUGGCACAGAAAAAGGCUGGAGAGGAUGUAUAGUGUUGAUCGAGUGUCUGAUGAUGUCCCCAUACGAACCUGGUUCCCAAAAGAGAACCUCUUCAGUUUUCAAACUGCUACUACAACUAUGCAAGCCAUCUCGGCAUUCAGGGGCUACGCAGAGAGGAAGAGACGGAAACGAGAGAAUGAUUCUGCAGCUGUUAUACAGAGGAAUUUUCGGAAGCACCUCCGCAUGGUGGGGAGCCGAAGGGUUAAAGCACAAACAUUUGCCGAACGGCGUGAGAGGAGCUUCAGCAGGUCCUGGAGUGACCCGACUCCCAUCAAAGCUGAUUCCUUCCAUGACUCUCGAGAAAGCCAUGACCUUCAGGAUUCCUGUGGCGCUUUGGAUGGUGACUUUGACUUGAACUGGGAAGCAGAAAAGGAACUUGAAGCCAUGGCAUGUGACGGAGAAGACUUUAUUCCACCAAAAAUAAUGCUCAUUUCUUCCAAGGUGCCCAAAGCAGAGUAUGUCCCGACAAUUAUCCGCAGGGACGAUCCCUCUAUCAUCCCCAUUCUCUAUGACCAUGAACAUGCCACCUUUGAUGACAUCCUAGAAGAAAUAGAGAAGAAGCUUAACAUUUAUCGGAAAGGCUGCAAAAUCUGGAAGAUGCUGAUAUUUUGCCAGGGAGGUCCUGGUCACUUGUACUUGUUAAAGAACAAAGUUGCCACUUUCGCCAAAGUGGAGAAGGAGGAAGAUAUGAUCCUCUUCUGGAAGAGGUUGAGCCGGCUGAUGAGUAAAGUCAAUCCUGAACCAAAUAUCAUUCACAUCAUGGGCUGCUAUGUUCUUGGAAACCCCAAUGGGGAGAAGCUAUUUCAGAAUCUGAAAAACUUAAUGAAUCCUUAUAGGGUUGCCUUUGAGUCUCCACUUGAACUAUCAGCUCAAGGUAAGCAAAUGAUUGAGACUUACUUUGACUUCCGCCUUUACCGCCUCUGGAAGACCCGCCAGCACUCUAAACUAUUGGAUUACGAUGAUAUUUUAUGAGCUGGAGAAGACUUUGCAAGAGGAAUUUGAUUAUUACCAGUGUCCAAGAAGUCAUGCUUACUGCAGAGAGACUUUUUUAUUGGCACAGGGAGCCCUUCACAGCCCUAUAGGAGGCAGCAGUGCUAAAGGGAGGGAAGAAGGAGCCCUCGGAAGAGUGUCGGGAGGAAAGUCUUCUGGGUCAAGAGAGACGAGGGAAAGGGUUUGACACCUCACUCACCUCAGGUCAGAGCCAUGGUGUCUCAGGAGGAGCUGUGUGAAACAAGGACAGGAUGGAGUUCCUUGCAGAACUGAGCUGUUUUGGGUCAGAAUGGGCCAGAUUUGAUUCCAGGUCCUUUUAAAGACUUUUGAAGCUCAGGUUUUCUUAACAAAAAAUAAAAUCAAUUACCCAUGCACUACAAUGAAGAAGUGACCAGAGCACAGAGGAAGGAGGGGUUUGUACUGAUGGGACCUUCUGUGCUGGGGAUCUUGGAGAGCAAGGACUGCUACACCAACUCCUGCAAGCUUAGGUCAGACGAUCCAGUUUCGAUGUGAAUAUAUACUGGAAUAUAGAAUUGAAAUCUAACUUUUUGUUUUGUUUUGUUUAAUAGCAAAUAAGUGCAAUUUUUAUAGUGAGAGGGGUAAAAUCCCUCCCAAUAUUUAAUUAGUUAAAAAUAACACACCAGUAACCAAUAGAUGAGGUAUUUUUGGUCUGCUUGAAAAUAUAUUCAAAAUGGUAAUAUAUCUUCUGUAGACAUAUUUAAUCACCAGCAAACAUGGUUUUAACAUAACUUAGCAGACCCUGCAUGUCUGCUGCAUUGAUUAAUCCGGUUUGGUUCGUUACUUUCAGAGUAGCUGUGUUGCACUAAUUGUAUGUGCUCUCACGAAUGUAUAUUUCUCCUCCAAUUAGACACAACUUUGUUACUUUCUAUUUUGCUGCUUGCAAAACUAUGGGACUUUAGUUUUGCUGAAAUACUUUAGGUUAGAAAUAUGGCACCUGGCUGAGAAAUCUCUGUCAGGUUCACUAUGGUAUAAAAAUGAAUUAGAAAUUAAUAGCCAUGGUAAUUACUUGUUCAUGCCAGUGUUUUGCUAUGUGUUGAGAGACGAGUUCUCUUUCUAGUCUGCUGUGUGGGGCAGCGCAGUUACAUGACCAUCAGAAACCCUCCAAGGAGACUGUUCACUGAGGCAUUUGGAAGAAAUGCUUCUGGAGGAGUACAGCACGGGUUUGUAGCAUGAGUUUGAAUCUUCCCUAUGCUCACUUGUUUGCCAGUUGUUUGUGCAUAAACCACUUCUUUUCCAAUGCUAAAAAGACCUGUUUAUCAGUCUGAGCUGCUCACAUCCCUUCCUGUGUAGGACAGAGUAAACCCAGAGCUUUGUCAGAGCAGCCAUGGUUUAAGAACCCAGAUUUGUACUUGAUAUUUGAGGUUAUUUUGGAAUAUACUUACUUUUUGUUUGUUUAGGUCGGGGGGUUGCUUUUGUUUUGGGAAGGUUUUUUUUCAUCUUAUACUUUCCUGUUCAGAGAAUAAAUACUACUUACAGUCUGCCUAGGUCACUCUGACAAUUCUGGGAGAUGAUACAAGUUAUUUCUUUUAUAAGUAAAACAUACUGGAGAAGUAACAGGGAAGGAUUACCUUAGUUGCCAGAUUUCCUGGUAUCUAAAAUUAAUUGAUUGUGAAGUGAAGGAAAAUAUAUGUACAAAUCUUCUUUUAAAUACUUACAAAAAGAACUAGUUGUUCUGAUGUGUAGAGUACUCCUUCCCCCGUGACAUAUUUGUGGUUGUAAUUUUGGGGAGCAGGCCUCUGGCUAGAACUGCUGAACCCUGUACAUUUAUAGCAGUUUUAUAGCAAAACUUUUGAAGAAAUAAUGUACAUAUAGAAAGUAAGGAGAGGAAUCAGUGGAGAGAGAUGGUUUAAAGUAAUUGAAAGCAACAUAUUGAACCAAAUAGGUGUGGGCUGUUGGGAAGCUGCCCUGCUGAGCUGGCCUGACCUCGGGAGGUUUGGUGGCUACAUCUCAUCCCUGGCUGGACUCCUAUCCUCUUGACUUGGUCAUGUUUUCCAGGCUUGUAGCGAAGGGGAUAGUAGGCACCGGUCUGUAGCUUUUGCAAGAAAAUACCAGAUAUAAAAAGGAAAACAAAACUUAUGCCAAUUAUCUAUUAUUUAGCAUGGUAGCUUCUGCCAGCUGUGCUUGUGAGAGGUUGGAGCUGUAGGUGCGAUGAAAGCACAAAGUCAUGUGUUAUUUGGAGAAGGAAAUGGUAGUGGCAGGAUUCAAAUGCUGACAGAAAACUCUCUCCCUUUCUGACCCUUUUACCUCCUAUGGUUAUGCUCUUAACUGGAGACAGACAAACUGUUCUUCCUUUCUCUUUUCUAAAGUAAAAUCCCAAUUCAGUGAACUUGGUAGCAUGAAUGUAGCAUUGUGGAACUAUUGAAAAUCUUACUUAACUCCGAAAGGGCCCACUUAUGUAUCCACUUCAGUGAUUUCUCUGUAGAACUACUGUAUAUCUAUCCUCAUUGACCACUUGUAGAACUAGGGGUGCAAAGUAGAAAGGUAGAUUGUACAGUUGCGUAACUUCUAUAGGAAGAUGUAUGUUUGAGUGAACACUAUGGACUGUUUUACUGGUGCAGUUGACUAUAGUAUAGUAUAAUGACAAACAAUGAAUGCAUUUCUCUCUUUUCCAAAGAUCUAUAUUCCUCAUGGUUUGUGAUGUUUAUGACAUGAGCAUAUUAUUUCCUUUGUAGCGUUCAUUUGACUAAAGAGAUGAAAUACUCUAAAAGCUGUGACUGGAAAAACAAUAGAGUUUUGAUGUUUAAAGUCCUUUGUGCAAAUAGCGUCAUUGAAGUUAACCAUUUCUGAAAGAGGAAAACAAAUUUCUUCCCCUUUAUAACUGGUUGAAUUUUUCAAGUGGCUGCUGGGAGAGGAAGGGAUCAGCAGAGGAUAGGAUGCAAAAAAAAAAAAAUUUGUAAUUAUUUAAACUUUAGAGUUAAAAAUAGAGCUUGUGACUUUCUCAGUUGGACCAGCCUAUAAAGGAUGCCCUCUGGGCGCGCGCUCGCCGCCAGCGUGCAGCAUGCUCACAGGCAGGACGUCCCCUCUGCGAGGUUCCUCGCACCCCGAGCACCUCUGCAGCAUCUGCUCCGGGGCGUGUUGAGGACAGGCCUGGGCAGUGCCUGCGGGGCACGGCUCGCCUGCAGGGCGCUCUGCCUGGGGGAGCUGUGGCUGCUCAGCUCACAGGACAAUUUGUCAUUUCACUUCUAUCUGCUUCUUCAGCCGUCAACUACCUGCUGCUCUUGGGGUGUGUCUGUCUGAAGCCCUGAAACCAGUUUGUUCACCCACGGUCUGUAAUUGUUGUCUGAAUUGGCUUGGUGGAACUCACCUCUCAUAAGGGUAAUUGGAGUGAGCAGUUUACGGUGCAGUUGAGCUCCUGUCCCUGCCUGCUCCGUUAGAGGAUCAGCAGCCCUUUCGCACUGUUAUACUCAGCCCCACCAUGGGAAACUGCUACUGCAGCUCCUGUGUGGUCUGGAUUUGCUUUUAGCAAGGGCAGGAGAAACAGGGACACCUGGUUAACCCUGGAGGGAGGCAGAUUAAACUGGGAUAGCUGAAUUGGGUGCUAACCCUGGUUGUUCACCCCAGCCAUGCAUGGGAGUUCCUGCUGCUCUUGCUAUGAAGCAGUACUGGAUGUCACCUCCAACCCCUUGCCUGAACUGAUGAACGUCAGCAGAGAGUCUGCUGGUUGUGUUAUGGUCUGGGCUGGGAUUGUCACCUUGAGGAGAGGAGAAAGGUGGGCAGCAAGUACAUCAGCUGUCCAGUCUGCUGCUGCUCAGCAUAGCUCAUGCACUGGAAACAGCCCCUGACCAUAUUAUCUGGUGCCUGCAGAGAAUAUUCACUCAGCUGUAGUGGCUUGGAGGGGGCUGUCUUCUUGGAUGUGGCACUUGUCUUAUACGGGGUUUUCCAGAGAGGCUUUUCUCUUUUCAUCUUGUUUGGCUGGGAAGGAAAGGGAAGAAGAAAAUUCAGAUUAUCCGAGGGAUGUAGAAAUAGGUAGAAAAUCAAGAUACAGCUUUUUGCACCUCUCCUCAUGCUGCAGCCACCAACUUCCCUUUGCAGCUGACCUCCAGGCCUGGGGUGGGAGACGGAUGAGUUAGCAGAUAAUCCCUUCCUGCAUUAAAAAAAAAAACCCAAAACAGAAAAAUCCUUUUAGCUGUAGCAAAACAUCUGACUGCAAAAGGCAACCAGCCAACUCAUCCUGCCCCGCGUGAGGACUCUGCUGUGCACACCCGUGGGAUCCCACCUGCUUCUGCCUCUGAGUGCCUCUGGAGCCACGGCCCAUGGGGGGCUCCACUCUGCCUCUGCGGAGGGGACUCUGGAAAUGAAUUUGUUCUUCGUUUCUCAGCCUGGACUUGUUGCCUGGAGCUCAGCACAUGUUUCCCACUCCAGGAGCUGCUGGAGUAUGCGUGUAUGUGUGUUCAUGUUGUCUCUUCACACACAGGCUCUUUCCUGUGGUCUGGGGGAGAUGCUCCCCCGCGAUUGCUCCUGCUUGUUUUGCCAUGUGCAGUAAAGCAUAAGGCAGCGUUAUCGUUGUCAUCCAUGCUGUGUGAGCGUCUCUUGGGCUCCUGGCACACAUCCGUUUCACAAAUAGCUGCUGCUGUUUUGGGACAUGACUGUGUUGGUGACCUGUGGCUGGGAGUUCCUGUUCCCAAGGCUCUGCUGGCAGUGACUGCAAACACUGCUUCGUCACCUUCGGGCAACAUAAGUGGGGUUAGUUGAAAGAAUGGAAAAUGCUGAUUUUAAAUAGCCAGCCUGGUGGGAUCUGGAAAUGGGAGUGUAUCCUUAAUCCCAGUCCAGACAGGAGGUGGAACGACAGGCUCUCUCUGCUCUCUUGGUGUAAGCGUAUACAUUCAACCCAUCAAAACACAGUUUAAGGGUCACACAUAUAUUAUUAAUGUAUCGGUCCAGGAUAAGGUAUGUUACUGGAUGAUUAAAAAAAAAAAAUCCUUCCAGGGCCCUUGGCAAUUGGCCUGCGUUGCCGGAACCAUGCAUCAGAGGAUGUGCUGGGUUGUGUCAUCCUUCCUCAAGCAAUUGGGCCAGACAGUGAGUACCAGGACACAGAUUUGCAGGUACACAUAAAGCUGAAUUGCUCUGUACUCUGGGUUUUGCCAUGACAAUCCCUGGAGCUGAUGAUAUGGACAGCCCUUCCUUGAAGGAUGCCAGGCAGAUAUCUUCCCAAGGGAUAUCAAGCAGCAAUAUCAUUUUCCACACCAUCUGUAAAAAGGUGUUUGUGGUCCUGUAUAUUGUCCCACUGAUCACAGAGUAUCCAUGGCUUUCUGCAUCUUCCAUGGGAUUGGUUUUUAAUUCUCAGUUGUGGAAACACAAGCCAAAUCAACUGGAAACUGUCUUGAUGGCAAGUCAGCCUGCUAAUAAUAUCGUAUACUUGAGUGAGUAAAGGGGUGGUUUAAUGGCUGUGAACCUGAUUGUGAUCAUUGUUGGUCCCAGGUAACCCUGCUGUGUAAUUGGCAGAAUUAAUAGUAAGAUACCAGAGUUUGCUGUCUCUGCCUAAAAUGCCAGCAUGCAAUCUCUUGCCGAGGUUGCGCGUGAGCUGUCGAAGAGUGAUAGGAACUGGUAGCUGCUUUGAUUCAGAAAUAAAUUCAGCCCAACAUACUGCCAAUCAGUGUGAAAAAGACUGGAAGGAAUAAACGUUGUGGACAUUAAAUGUAAAGAAUCCAUCUGAAGAGAAGCUAAAUUGCAUUUUUCCAUAAAUGUUUAGUAAAUUUUAAAGAGCUAAUACAACCUAAUAAUUUUUCACAUUAUUGUAUUGCUUUUAGAGUAUCCUUAAAAUUGACUUACGUAAGGACAGAUAAGACCCAUCUAGGGUUGUCUUACAUUACGAUAGUGGGGAGCCAGGCUGUAUUUAGUUAAUUGGGCACACCAGUCUGUCUUCCUUUUCUUAGCAUCCAAAUGAAUUGGUGAUUAAUCACAGCAGUAAUGGCCCUAUAAAUCUUUAGCAAGAGGACCCUCUCCACCUGCAUUGCUAAGCCUUGAGCAAAGGGAAUGUAUUCGCAGAGACCCUCAAGCAGCCGAUGGAGCCAAGCUUUCAUCCCCUGUCAUGGGGUGGCCCCUCCUGUGAUUCACCAAGCAGGUACAGCAAUAACCUACAGGCACAGCCUCUGCCCUGCUCCCUGGUGUCCGUGGGGUUUCUGUGUGUUUGAGUGGUGUUUUCCUCCCGUGGUUUUGCAGGGGACAUGUUGAGUUGUACUUGGGGAACAUUUCUUACUUGGGAAGACUGAACUGCAGGGGUGCUGAGGAGACUGCAGCAGCUGGCCAGGGACUGGUCACUGCCAUGGUCACCUUGGCCUCUGGCUCAGGACCAGCACAGAUGCAUGUCAGUGGUAUUCAAAAAGCUUCAGUAGAAAGUGUGGGGUUAUUAGAUUUUUUUUAUUUUUUUUUUUUAAAUUUUUGGGGGGGGGGGGCUAAAACUCAGUUGUAGCAAUAUAGUCCCCACUACAAGGUCCUGUUAACUCAGAGCUGGAGCAGAGCUGGGAAUUCAAGGACAGGUAUCUUUGCCCUUACAUUUGAAAUGCCUUAAAAACAUCACAAAUAAGUACAGUGAAACAAGACCCUUUGAGUAUGGAUCCUGCUCCCCUGCGCUUGCUAUGCCCUCUAUGCUAAAUAAGACACUAUUUUGUUAGGUGUUAAGAUGGGGAUGACUGAAGAAACAGAGUUUGGUGUUCCCCAUCCCAGGAAAUCAGGCUGGAGUCAUACCCGAAUGAGCAAGAAGGGGCUGUAGUUUUUCUGCUGCGUGUUUCCUGUUGUUCUUUCACAACACUAUUCCUGGAACUGGGGUGACUUCAGUUGUGAUACCAAGCAACAGCAAAAACUGAGCUCUCGCAGGGCUAGGAGUCAAUGCGCUUUUGGGAUCUUUACUGUUUCCCCUUGGCAUUCAGGCACCAGUUUUCAUUUCCAGCUCCUUUGCUCAGCUGCAAGCCCUGCCUUUGCUACCGCAGAGCUGCUAGUGAGGGGGGCAUCAUCGGUUUUCUGAAAAGAAAACCAAACAUGUGAGUUAACAAGUGGAAAAGGUAACGGUGCAGGCUUUGAAAAUGGAUCUGGUAAUGUGAAGAAGGAUAGGUUAUAUCUGGUAAUGCUCCUAAACUCCGAGAUGUUUGAGAAAGUUACUUUCAUCCAAAUGAGAAAAAGAAAGCAAGCAGCAUAGUUGUCAAAAUAACAAGAGGAAAAAAAAACCCAAACCACCCAAGUGUGAACAGUAAUCGACCAUUUGACAAACCAUGUGAAGAUAAAGCACUCUGUGGUCUGAUUCUGCCUCUGCUCUCAGCUGAGUUCAGAGUUGACAGCAUCCUGCUCCUUUCAAAACCAAGCUCAAGUGCAGGGUAGCAUGGCUGCAUCCAUCUGUGCUGCUCAGGUGAGGCUGGGUCCACACGUACUGGCCUGCAGUGUGUCCUUGUGUCCCUCUUCCGCUCAUCCCAUCUCAGCGGGAAGCUGAAGGCAGAACAGAUGCACAAGGAGCUUGGAACUUUGGCCCCAAGAGAGCCUCUGGGUUAGAGAGCUCAACCUGAGACAUGCUGGUUUGGGGCCAAACCUGUCUUAAAGUUAACGGAGGGUUUUGAAAACAAAGAUUGUAAGCUCCAAGGUCUUGGUGGGCCCUGGACCAGCAGGUUGGCUCCUUGGAAAAGUCAGAAGAAAGUUACUGCAAAGCACUUUCUCUGGUUUUCAAGGUGGUUUCUGGCUGGCUGCCUGCUGCCCAGGCAUGGGACAAACCUGUCCGUGACCCAGGAGAUAUCUGCCAUCUCUGCUGCCUCCGUUAACAUGUUUCUCUGAGACUAUCUGCUGCUUCGUGUAUGAUAACUGGGUUUCAAAUACAUGAAUGUUUCUAGGUUUUAAGACGUGGUUUAAUAAAAAGAGAUGUUUCUGGGAAA
Molecule: messenger RNA, 9828 nt
Organism: Aquila chrysaetos chrysaetos
Lineage: Eukaryota; Metazoa; Chordata; Aves; Accipitriformes; Accipitridae
Gene: NSMF
Product: NMDA receptor synaptonuclear signaling and neuronal migration factor
Exons: 16
Coding region: 542-1936 (464 amino acids)
Biological process (GO): regulation of neuronal synaptic plasticity; positive regulation of neuron migration
Cellular component (GO): cytoplasm; nucleus
Source: RefSeq, a predicted model, not a curated record